AUGGCCGAGCCGGCGCUGGAGCUGCGGCUGCCGGAGGGCGCGCAGGCGGCGGGACCGCAGGGAGGAGGUCAGGCCCCGCUGCCGGCCGUGAGCAGCGCUGGCCCACAGGAGCGCGCCGAGGAGGCGAAGCCAGAUCUGCUCCAGGAAGAUGAUGAUUCUUGUAGUGAUUAUGGCAGUCGUGACAAGCCAGGGACUGCUUUAGGAAGGACUGUGCCAGAUGGGAACGUGUUUUUUCCAGAUAUUUUUCACACCGAUCACCUUUUGUUUUACGAGCGAUUUAAAGCUUACCAGGACUACAUCUUGGCUGACUGCAAAGCUUCUGAGGUGAAAGAAUUCACAGCUGAGUACCUGGAGAAGGUCCUUGAACCAUCUGGAUGGCAGGCAGUCUGGCGCACUAAUGUGUUUCAGGUCCUUGUUGAGGUUGUUGAUGUGGAUUACUCGGCUCUGAAAGCAGUUGUGCAACUCAGCAAGCCUUUCCUGUGCGAGUCACAGGAUAGCACAUUUACCUUGGAGUGCAUGCAGGAACUCUUGGAGCUGAAGGAGCGUCAGAUACCACUGCAGGAGCUGUGGGUUGUGUAUGAUGAGUCAGGAGAGUUUGACCAGACAGCACUAGCUGUAGAGCAUGUCAGGUUCUUCUACCAGUGCAUCUGGAGGACCUGGGAUGAGGAGGAGGAGGAUGAUUUUGAUUACUUUGUGCGAUGUGUUGAGCCUCGACUGAGACUGCAUUAUGACAUCCUUGAACACCGUGUGCCUUCUGGGCUUGUAGCUGAUUACCAGAACUUGUUGUCUCAAUGUGAAGAGCUUUACAGGAAGUUUUUAAAUGUGAGGAACAGCAUAUCAAGCAGUGAUUCGGACUCAGAAGUAGAAAACGUCUCCAUGGUGGAAGGACUAAAAUUGUAUGAGAAAGUAGAGCACUUAAAACAAAAGCUAAAACUAAUUGAGAAUCCUCUGCUGAGGUAUGUGUUUGGCUACCAAAAAUACAGUGGUCUCCAAGCUAAAGGACUGAGACCAACGGGUACCAAGAUCACUCAUGUUGUAUCCUCAACCAUGAUGGCAGGUCUGCUGCAGUCAUUGAUAAGGGACAAACUUUGCCCUGAUUCUUGUGGUGAAGAACUAGAAAUACAGUUUCACAGUGAUCCACUGGCAGCUGUAAAUGCCUGUUAUGAAGGAGACACAGUCAUCAUCUGUCCUGGUCAUUAUGUUGUAGAUGGCGUGUUCUGCAUUGCUGAUUCAGUUGAACUAGAAGGCUAUGGCCUGCCAGAUGAUAUUGUGAUAGAAAAACAAGGGAAAGGAGACAACUUUGUUGACUGUGCAGGAGCCGAUAUAAGGAUCUCCAGUUUGAAGUUAGUGCAACAUGAUGCUGUGGAGGGUAUUUUAAAUGUCCAUCAUGGGAAAACCACCCUGGAGAAUUGUGUGUUACAAUGUGAAACUACAGGCAUAACAAUACGAACAUCAGCUGAGCUACUAAUGAAGAACUCAGAUCUGUAUGGUGCCAAGGGUGCUGGUGUGGAAAUAUAUCCAGGUAGUACAUGCACGCUGUUAGACAACGGCAUACACCACUGCAAGGAGGGAAUACUUAUAAAGAACUUUUUAGAUGAACAUUAUGACAUCCCCAAGAUAACCAUGGUCAAUAAUAUGAUCCAUAAUAACGAAGGAUAUGGUGUGGUCCUGGUUAGACCAACAAUGCCCUGUGAUGUAAAGGAUGCUUCAGCAGAGAGAACAAAAGGGAAUACACAGCCUACCCGGUCAGGUGAUGGGACAGCCUGUGUAGAGGACUUCCUUCAAGAAGAACUACCUGAAUGUGUAACUGAUGAGUUGGAGCUUUAUGAGCAAGCUGAUAUUUCUGAACAAACUGAAGGCAAUUAUGAAAUUGCAAAUGAACUUGGGGCUACUUCUGCAAAGAAGAGCCAGAUGCACAAGAAAAGACUGAGUGAACUGGGAAUCACAGAAGCUGAUGACAACUUAAUGUCACAGGAAAUGUUUGUUUCUAUUGUGGGCAAUCAGUUCAAAUGGAAUGGGAAAGGAAGUUUUGGUACCUUUCUUUUCUGACUGUUCUGACUCCUAAUGGCAUUGCAAUAAGAGAUUUGCACAAGCUGUUAUUUUCCCUGCUGCUUUCCAAGGAGUUAACCUGUUCCAUUAGCCUUCCAUAAUGUUACUAAAAUGUGAUAAAUAUUUAUUAAUAGGAUAUAUACUGCAUGCGGAAACCUUGCUUCCUUGCUGCAAGUAUGGAUAACACGGUAGAAUACAGAAGUCUAGCAUGGAGACUGUGCAUGUAUUCUACUAAUUUACGUGCUGCUUUUUUGCUAGCUCUCUGAUUCAUGUUUUUAGUGUAUUUAUUUAACUACUCAUUGUAAAAAAAAAAAUCUUCAAAGAAAGAAAAUAUAGAUAGGGUUCGUCAUGAAAGAGUGGACAACAAAUGUGCAGCAAUUAGUGGUACAUUUUCCUCCAUAUUUUUAAGUGUCAUUAGUCUGCAGCUGACUGCUAUAAGAGAUUGACAUACUUUUUAAUUUUUCACAUUGAACAGAAGCUAGUGAAAUGCUUCUCCUUAGGAAUGUAGUGGUUGGCUGCCAUGUUUCAUACUUGAAGGAUUUUCUAGAAAACUUAGCAUUUGGAAGGGUAGCAUCACUCAGUCUUCUGUGUCUUUCUGUCCCCAGCUGUUUACUUCCAACAGCUACCAGUGCCUGUGCACCUUUUCCUUAGGGAGGACAGCAUCUAACUAAACUCAUUAAUCUGAAUAAAGAGAAAUCAAAAUAGAUGUCUCUCUGUCUAUUAGUGGUAUUCGUACUGUACCUUUCAGUGCAUUAUUCUAAAGUUUUUAAAACUGUAUGCCACUUGUGGUAGCUGAAGUUUUGGAAAUUAAUGGAAAAUGUAAUAAAUUACUUUCCACUGCAGUCUUACCAGCCCACAGCUGUGGAACAUUCAGUAAAACAAAGGCACUUCAGUGGCUCACUGUUGCACAUUUUUAGUUUUUGAGGGAAAAAUUGGAAGGACUGUCUGAUUGAGGACUCUUCCUUCUCAGUGCCUCUCUGAUUUUUAAUUACAAAUCCAGAUGCCUUCUUCAAACUGUCUUCAAGAGUUGUAGGUCAGUUUUUGAACUGUUGUGUGAAAUGUACGUAGGAAAAUACUAACUCCUAAGUGAUUCGGGACAUCCUAUGAAACGGGAUCAAAUAUGGUGUUAAGAAGGGAAGCGUGUUGACAGCCAUUUGAUUUUGGAAUAAUUUUUGAAAGUAGCUUGGCAGGUGUAUGCCUUCACUGGAAAUGAGUGCGUUGCCUAGAAGUGGAUGUGAAUAGUCUGCUCCAGAUUUUUUCACUCUAGCCAUUCUUACAUUAAGAUGACAAUGAAAAUCCACUUCACUACAUGAUUUGUUUUAGUGUGAGCAGCUGAUAGAAAGAAAGAGGAAGGUGAAAUUUACAAGCAUUUCUUUCCAUUAUGUGAACCACAGAAUUCAUUGCAGCUUUCCUAGCCCUCUGCUUCCGUUUUAUUCUGCUCAGGACACUUGAC
Gavia stellata (red-throated loon) is the source of this 3502-nucleotide messenger RNA. RefSeq names its product SHC binding and spindle associated 1 (gene SHCBP1). Gene Ontology annotation, biological process: fibroblast growth factor receptor signaling pathway. The record is from RefSeq and is a predicted model, not a curated record. The coding region runs from base 1 to 2049 and encodes 682 amino acids. The transcript has 13 exons. NCBI's taxonomy places the organism in Eukaryota, Metazoa, Chordata, Aves, Gaviiformes, Gaviidae.